AUGGUGGUUCAUAGUAGGUGGGGCUCAUUAAAGGAUGUGAAAUCAAAGGAAGGAAAAGAGGCCACAGCAACUAUAUUGAGUCCAACAUUUUGGAAGGAUGUGAAGCUAACAUUGGCUGUUUUUGAGCCAUUGGUCAAAGUCCUCCGUUUGGUUGAUGGGGAUGUCAAGCCAUCCAUGGGUUUCGUUUAUGGAGAACUACUAAAGGCAAAGAGAGAGAUCAAAGAGGCCUUUGGCAAUGUUGAGACUCGAUUCAAGGAUGUUAUGGCUGUUAUUCAGAAGAAGAUGGAUGGAAGACUUGAUUCUCCAUUGCAUUUGACAGCUUAUUUGCUGAAUCCACACUAUAGCUAUAGUAAGCCAUCAAUCUUUGAUGAGCCCAAAAUAACAAAAGCAUUUGUAGCUUGUGUUGAGCAAUUUUAUUAUCAUGAUGAGGACAAGCAAGAGCAGGCUACCAACAUUGAACUGAAAAAGUUUCAGAGUAGAGAAGGGCCAUUUAACAAGAAGCUUGCAAGGACUUUUCAAAACUUUGAUUACAACCCAGGUAGAGCAUCAUGGUGGCGGCUGUAUGGAACUAAAACACCAGCUUUACAAAACAUGGCUACAAGGAUCUUAUCUUUGACAUCAAGCUCUUCUGGUUCUGAAAGAAAUUGGAGUGGGUUUGAAGGGAUACACACUAAGAAGAGAAAUAGGCUUACUACAAUACGCCUCAACAAGUUGUUCUAUAUUCAAUUCAACAAUAGGCUGAUGAAUAAGAGAGAAAAGAUCAAGUCAAAGAAAAUCACUGAUGUUCUGUUGUCUAGUGAUACAACUGAAGCUCAAGGUUUUCUCCAAGAGGAUGGAGAUGAUUGUGCAUUAGUUGUCUUUAGAGAUGAAGACGAGGAUGAGAUAGAAGGUACAGGGAUACCUUGGUCUAUUAUUGGAGAGGCAGCAGGAGCAGAAGAACAGCUUCAGCGGCGUAGAAGUGCAAGACUAAGGGAGCUCUAUGAAGGAGAAGAGUUUGAGUCCGAAGAAGAAGAAUAUGAUGAAGAAGAGGAUGACAUUUAUGAGUCCUAUUGA
This is a messenger RNA of Panicum virgatum (switchgrass), 1053 nucleotides long. RefSeq lists its product as uncharacterized. The record is from RefSeq and is a predicted model, not a curated record. Gene Ontology annotation, molecular function: protein dimerization activity. Bases 1 to 1053 code for a protein of 350 amino acids. Lineage: Eukaryota; Viridiplantae; Streptophyta; Magnoliopsida; Poales; Poaceae. The transcript is spliced from 3 exons.